AGAAACAUAUUCAACAUGGACCUUGUUCUUCUCUGUGUGUUCCUGCCACUGGUGACGGUGGCUUGGGGCCAGUAUGGGGAUUAUAACUAUCAACACUAUGACUACGGAGGUAAUGAUGGGUGGGUCAAUGUGUAUCGUCAGGGCUUCAACUUCCAGUGCCCCCAUGGCCAGGUGAUAGUGGCAGUAAGGAGCACUUUCAGCAAGAAGGAAGGCUCUGACAGACUGUGGAACUAUGCAUGCAUGCCUACGCCCCAGAGUCUUGGGGAACCAACAGAAUGCUGGUGGGAAGAGAUCAACAGAGCUGGAAUGCAAUGGUAUCAGACCUGUUCAAAUAAUGGACUGGUGGCUGGGUUCCAGAGCCAGUAUUUUCCAUCUGUGCUUGAUCGGGAGUGGCAAUUUUACUGCUGCCGCUACAGCCGGAGAUGCCCAUACUCCUGUAGUAUGACAACAGAACAGCCAGGACACUAUGGAGAAGAUAUGGACAUGAUGAUGUACACUUAUGAUCAUUACAUCCGAGGAGCAACUACUACUUUCUCUGCUGUGGACAGGGAUCGUCAGUGGAAGUUCAUCAUCUGCAGGAUGACAGACUUUGACUGUCAAUUUCAAAACCUUUAGACAUACUGCCUAUACCAAACUUGGAGAGGCUGGGGGGGGGGGUGGGAAAGGGGCAAUUAAACUCACAAAGAGAGCAUCAAGCAGCACCAGCUGGCUGCUGAAGUUACAGUUCUUCUCCUUUGCCUGUGGAGCUGUUAACCACAGUACCAGCCUACGGCACCUUUUAGUCUAGUAACAUGAUUGCAGCUGCAAACUCGGAGGACGCCCUUGAACGUUAUAUGUGGCUGCAUCUCACAGCUAAAAUGCUUAUGAUAUACACACAUUUUAUUAGCAGUUAUUUCUUUUUGUAUUUAUCCACUUUGCACAUGUGCAACAUUAUUUUGCGUUGCGCCUUUGUGUCAAAUGCCUCCCGUCCCUGAACCACUGCACACAAGGUUAAAAUACAGUAGAAGCUCUCCCGUGUGCACUUCAUUACUCUUUCACGCCUUCUAGUUGGCACACAAUCCCCACUGGUCUCUCCCCACUUCCCAGCGUUUAAUAACUGAGACUGUGCUGCAGAGAGAUUUCACAUUGCCAGGAUCUUGGCAUUGUCCAUAUUGGGGAUUUGCCCCAAUUCCAGCCGUUGGUGUAACUGCACUAGUGCAAAUCCUUUGCGUGGACAGGCAAAGCCACUAUUUGCAUUAGAAGAAUUUACCCCUGUUUGAAAUCAGAGUCACCAGUGCAAAUAGCAGCUUCAUCUGUUUAUAUUAGGAGCCUGAACCUCCUUUAUACUUAGGGGAUACCUACACUUCGAGCUGGGGCUGUGAUUUCCCAGCUUGAGAAGACAUACCGGUGCUAGCUCUGAUCCAGGUAGUGGGCUAAAAAUAGAGCGUAGCAGCAGCAGUGCAGGCCAUCAGAGGGUCAGAAUCCCGGAUGUUCCUAGUCCACAUCAGAGUCCAUGCGGCUACGUCUUCUAGAUUGGCCAUGCUCGCUAGAUUAAAGCUGGUGUGAGUGUGCCCAUACCAGCUCCAGUCACAACCUCCAAGUUCAGUGUAGACAUAGCCUCAGAGUGAUGUUUGGAAAUGUUCACUUUCAAGUGUUCGUUUUCCCUUCCCCAUGUAGUCGGCAGUCCAUGAGCCUACCAGAUUUCAAGAGUGUCGCUCAAAAGGACACUUGUGCAGUUGCAGUCCAUCCAGAUGACCUUCUGAUGACUUCUGACAGAAAGGUCAAAU
This is a messenger RNA of Terrapene triunguis (Three-toed box turtle), 1766 nucleotides long. It is a transcript of the gene DPT, whose product is annotated as dermatopontin. Gene Ontology annotation, cellular component: extracellular matrix. Gene Ontology annotation, molecular function: extracellular matrix structural constituent. Bases 16 to 615 code for a protein of 199 amino acids. The transcript is spliced from 4 exons. Lineage: Eukaryota; Metazoa; Chordata; Testudines; Emydidae. The record is from RefSeq and is a predicted model, not a curated record. Gene Ontology annotation, biological process: collagen fibril organization.